UGUUCUUCAUUUGGAGAUGGCGGCCCCCGAGUUUCCCGUGAGUGCCUUCCUGUUUGCGUUGCUCCUUUGUUCCGUGGCUAGUUACCCCAAUGGAAAAGUCACAAUGUCCUGCGGGGGGAUGACCCCCCAACAUGGCCACAGCCCACAGUCUGAGCCUGUUCACCAAAUCACAGUGAGUCAGAUGAAGUUCAAACCCGGAGACCAGAUUCAAGUUACUGUAUCAGGGCCGCCAUUUAGAGGCUUUCUCUUAGAAGCUCGUGAUGCCGAGGAUUUGAGUGGUCCUCCUCUUGGCUCCUUUACAUUGAUUGACAGUGAAUUGUCGCAGCUUCUGACUUGUGAAGAUGUACAGGGUUUCGCUGUGAGUCAUACGAGCUCAUCCAAGAAGACAGAAGUUAAAGUAUACUGGAACGCUCCAAGCAGUGCCCCAAAUCACAUACGAUUUCUAGCCACAGUUGUUGAGAAGUAUAAGAUCUACUGGGUGAAGAUUCCCAGUCAUGUCAUUUCACAACCAAAUGCUCCUCCCUUUACGACACCUGAAGCCACAGCCCGACCGUUGACAACAGCACCUUCUGUCGCCCACUUAACCAAGCCAUUCAGUGCCUCCGAGUGUGGGAACACGAAGUUCUGUGUCAGGAGUCCUUCGAACUGUGAUCCAGAGAACGAGCCGGCCUGCGUCUUCUUGUCCUUCACCAGAGAUGACCAGUCGGUGGUGGUCGAAAUGAGUGGUCCCAGUGAAGGCUACCUGUCCUUUGCAUUUUCUCGUGACCGGUGGAUGGGUGAUGACGAUGCUUACUUGUGCAUUCGUGAAGACCAGACAGUGUACAUACAGCCUUCCUAUUUGACAGGGCGAAGUUAUCCUCUGAUGGACUCCAGGGGGACUCUCAAGGAUAUGGCCUGGAGGCUGGCGGAUGGCGUCAUACAGUGUUCAUUCAGAAGAAACAUCACCCUGCCUGGGCUUAGGAACAGAUUCGUGUUAAACGAAAGCUACUACAUCUUCCUAGCGGAAGGUGCUGCCCAUGACGGCCGAAUUUUUAGGCACUCUCAGCAACCUUUGAUAACAUACGAAAAAUAUGAUGUGACAAGCACGCCAAAGAACGUAGGGGGGUCCCACUCGUCACCCCUUUUAAAGGCUCAUGGUGCCUUAAUGUUUGUGGCAUGGAUGACCACAGUUAGCAUAGGAGUGCUGGUUGCCCGGUUCUUCAGAUCUGUGUGGUCCAAAGCUUUCUUCCUCGGCGAAGCAGCUUGGUUUCAGGUGCAUCGGAUGCUCAUGCUUGCGACAUCUGUGCUCACCUGCAUUGCCUUUGUUCUGCCUUUUGUGUACAGAGGGGGCUGGAGUCGGCGCGCAGGCUACCACCCGUACCUCGGCUGUACGGUGAUGACUUUAGCUGUCCUUCAGCCUCUGCUGGCCACCUUCAGACCAUCUUUACAUGACCCGAGGAGGCAAGUGUUUAACUGGACUCACUGGAGUGUGGGGACAGCUGCUAGAAUAAUAGCAGUGGCAGCCAUGUUCCUAGGAAUGGAUUUACCAGGAUUGAAUCUCCCCAGUCCACAGAAGACCUAUGCCAUGAUGGGGUUUGUGGUCUGGCACAUUGGGACGGAGGUGCUUCUGGAGAUCCAUGCUUAUCGGCUCUCUCGAAAAGUUGAAAUAUUGGAUGAUGAUAGAAUUCAGAUCCUUCAGUCACUAACUGUCGCUGAAGCAGAGGGCCAUGUUUUUAAGAAAGCGGUGUUGGUGAUUUAUAUAUGUGGGAAUCUGACUUUCCUCAUGAUAUUCUUAUCUGCAAUCAACCAAGUAUGAGCAAGCAAAGACUGUUUUAUUGUGGGCCUGGAUCAUAAUCAUCAAAACAAGGAGACCCGGAGCUUGUGCUGACUACCAGGAAUGUGUUUUAAUUCGGAAGACCCAUGGGCAUUUCUAAAGAGGAAUUCUAAAGUCUGGUUUAUCCAGAUUAUAUUCAGCCAGGCCAUACCAGCCUGUGCACUGAUGUCAAUCAAGCCUUUGUGUGUUACUGCAUCUUAAAAGGAACAUUGUACUCCAGAUGACGUGACUCUCAACAUCCCAUGCCAUAUUUAAAACAGUUAACUAGAAUGAUUAACAAAUGAAGAG
Peromyscus eremicus (cactus mouse) is the source of this 2101-nucleotide messenger RNA. It is a transcript of the gene Frrs1, whose product is annotated as ferric chelate reductase 1. The record is from RefSeq and is a predicted model, not a curated record. Gene Ontology annotation, molecular function: oxidoreductase activity, acting on metal ions. Bases 17 to 1795 code for a protein of 592 amino acids. NCBI's taxonomy places the organism in Eukaryota, Metazoa, Chordata, Mammalia, Rodentia, Cricetidae. The transcript has 15 exons.